Messenger RNA from Haplochromis burtoni (Burton's mouthbrooder), 5245 nucleotides. RefSeq names its product ectonucleotide pyrophosphatase/phosphodiesterase family member 2. Gene Ontology annotation, molecular function: phosphatidylcholine lysophospholipase A1 activity; polysaccharide binding; zinc ion binding. NCBI's taxonomy places the organism in Eukaryota, Metazoa, Chordata, Actinopteri, Cichliformes, Cichlidae. The transcript has 25 exons. Bases 1123 to 3810 code for a protein of 895 amino acids. The record is from RefSeq and is a predicted model, not a curated record. Gene Ontology annotation, biological process: immune response; phosphatidylcholine catabolic process.
UUUCAUUGCAGGUGCAACUGUAAUCAUGUUAUACACAUAUUGCAUAAUUAAAGGGUUGAAGCUCGGUUAAGUUAAUUAAUGGUUUGAAGCUACGGGCAGCGCGAUGUCUGGCCGAUCAAUGGAGCAAAGUUCAGCUAUUGAAAGGUUGCCUACAUGUUUACAGUAUAAUUUACUACAUGUUGCCUGUGUGCAUUUAGCAGCCUGCUGCACUGGAGUUUGCCUGGUAACAGAUGACCUAGAGGGAGAUCAUGCACUUAGAUUAACGACACAGACACAUAGCCUGUCUGGGUAAACUGAUUGCAAGUGUUGUCUAAGUCUAGAAAAGUGUAAUAACAGGAUGCAUCUGGGAGGCGGUGGAGGAACUGAGAGAGGAACUGUUCUGUUUAAGAAUAUCUGACAUAGAAUUACUGGAACAGGCAUGUUGUUUUUCAUCUGCGGUGACGGAGUUACUGGUCAUCAUAAGUAUAAAUAUCACACCCACCUAUUGUCAGGCGGGAGAUGGAGCCUGAUGUUUCGCAGACCCCAUUUUCACCACAUGUGUGUGUUUUAAUAAAAUCAUUUGUGUUGACCCACUAUGGACUUUCAGUCGUAUGUCUCUUCCUCAAAACUCGAACCGCGACAACAUAAAUUAAUUAAUAAAUGAACUUUUGGUUAAAUUUAGGCUUCGGCGUAUAUUUUAUUCAUUUCUAAUUUCAAGUAAAAAUCUUGGAACUGACCCAGCAUCAGUUUCAGGGCCCGAACUUUAGUCAAGUUUCACUUUUACAGAAGCGGUUUGGCUAUAGACGAGUGUCGGCAGCCAAGAGAUAGAGAUUAUUGAUACACUGUAAAAAAUAAAAAUAAUUGUCGUGUUUCUUAAGCACCUUACUGUCCUGUGAGUAAAUACUCUCAGUCGGAGCUAACCGCAGCUCAGUGGCUGUGGAGACGUUUCAUGUCUCAGCCCGGAGCCCUCCUCCACAGCUGCACCAAUCAGAAUCCUGUCCGCUCCUUUCAGUCACCUCCCCCUCCCUCGCUGCUGUUCCUCUUCAACGGUCCUCCUCUCCGGUGGUCCUUCGGUGUGGAGAGUCAGCAUCAGUCACUCACGGACCUACAGCGCGGUGCAACACCGAGGACGCACAGAGGAACAUGUUGCUGCACAAACUGCUUGUGUGGACCCUGUCAGUCCUGUGCGGGGCUGACAUGUGUUGGGGUUUUGUGUAUGAUCGGCCCAAACGCUCAGGAGAAGACGGGACCUCGGCCAGGACAGAAACUCGCUCUGCGUCUCACUACGUGGCGACCUCCGGCUCCUGCAGAAACAGGUGUUUCGAGCUGGUCGAGUUGGAGCCGCCAAACUGUCGCUGCGACAACCUGUGUAAAACCUACAAUGGCUGCUGCUCAGACUUUGACCAGCUCUGCCUACGCACAGAGGGCGGUUAUGAGUGCAGCAGGGAUCGGUGCGGGGAGACUCGCAAUGAACAGCAUGCCUGCCACUGCUCUGAUGACUGUCUGGCCAGAGGAGACUGUUGUACCAACUACAAGAAGCUGUGCAAAGGAGACACCUCGUGGCUGCAGGAUGAUUGUGAGGAGAUCAAGGCUCCUGAAUGUCCUGCCGGGUUUGUGCGUCCGCCGCUCAUCAUCCUGUCCAUGGAUGGAUUUAGAGCUUCGUAUGUGAAGAGAGGGAACACUGUCAUCCCUCACAUUGAGAAGCUCAGAACAUGUGGAACCCAUGCGCCGUACAUGAGACCUGUUUACCCCACGAAAACCUUCCCCAAUCUCUACUCGCUGGCUACAGGGCUUUACCCGGAGUCUCAUGGCAUCGUUGGAAACUCCAUGUAUGACCCAGGGUUUGAUGCAAUCUUCACCCUGAGAGGCCGAGAGAAGCUCAAUCACCGCUGGUGGGGAGGACAGCCAAUCUGGAUCACAGCGCAAGGACAAGGAGUGAAGGCUGCUACCUUCUUCUGGCCUGUUGCCAUCCCUUUGGAGAGGAGGAUACUGACUAUGCUGCAGUGGCUUCACCUCCCUGAAGGAGAAAGGCCUUAUGUUUACGCCAUGCACUCUGAGCAGCCGGACAUAUACGGACACAAAACGGGGCCCAUGAGCACUGAUCUGAACAUCUCUCUGAGGAUGGUUGACAGAAUUAUCGGCCAGCUCAUGGAUGGACUCAAGCAGAUGAAACUGCACCGCUGUGUCAACAUCGUCCUGGUCGGGGAUCACGGUAUGGAAGAGGCCCACUGCGAUCGCACCGAGUUCCUCAGUAACUAUAUGACCAGCGUUGAUGACAUCAUCCUCGUCCCUGGGUCCCUAGGCAGAAUACGCUCCAGACAGCCCAACAACAGGAAAUAUGACCCCAAAGCUGUUGUGGCCAAUCUAACGUGUAAGAAAGCAGACCAGCACUUCAAAGCGUACUUGAAGCAGCACCUGCCAAAGAGACUGCACUACGCCAACAAUCAACGCAUUGAGGAUGUCCAUCUCCUGGUGGACAGGAAGUGGCACAUUGCCAGGAAGGUCCCUGAAGGCAGGAGGCACUGUGGCUUUGCUGGAGAUCAUGGAUAUGACAAUAAGAUCAACAGCAUGCAGACUAUUUUCGUUGGCUAUGGGCCCACGUUUAAGUUCAAGACUAAAGUUCCAGCCUUUGAAAACAUCGAGCUUUAUAACGUAAUGUGUGAUCUUCUAGGUUUGAAACCGGCCCCUAAUAAUGGAACUCACGGCAGUCUGAACCACCUGCUAAGAACCCCCCCGUACAGACCCACCAUGGCAGAGGAGGUCUCCAGACCAACAGUGUCUGGUGUUGUACCUGCAGGAACAGACAGCUUGGGGUGCAGCUGCGAUGAAAAGAUCUCUGGCAAGAGAUUGUUUCAAUCUCCGAUCUUUUUGCAGUUGCGUGUAAAAAGUAGGGGCCAGAGAAGUUUGAAAGUGACCCUUGUACGAGGCUAUAACCUGGAGUCACUCUGGCUCUGUCUCUUACAGAACAAAGUGGAGGAGCUAAACCAGCGACUGAGGCAAGCUAUGGAUGACAGCAGGAACCUGCCGUUCGGUCGGCCUGCUGUCCUCUUCCGUACCAAAUACUGCAUCCUGCACCACAGCGACUACAUCAGUGGCUACAGUGAAACUCUGUCCAUGCCCGUCUGGACAUCGUACACUGCCAGCAGACAGGUAGAAGUGUCUCCUCUGCCUGAAGCUCUGUCCAACUGUGUGAGACCUGAUUCCAGAGUCCCUCCAGCUUACAGCCAAUCAUGUACCAACUACAGAGCAGAUAAACACAUCACGUACGCCUUUCUGUACCCACCACAACUGUCGUCAAAUCUAGACAAAAAAUCCGAUGCUGUCCUCAUCACCAACACUGUUCCCAUGUAUCCUGCAUUCAAGAAGAUAUGGGGUUAUUUCCAGAGAGUGCUGGUGAAGAAAUACGCCACUGAGAGAAAUGGAGUGAAUGUACUGACUGGACCCAUAUUUGACUACAACUAUGACGGUGUCAGAGACUCAGCUGAGAAGAUACGAGAGUAUAUAAGUGGUACAAUCCCAAUCCCCACUCACUACUUUGUGGUCCUGACCAGCUGCUUAGACUUCACACAAACUACAGACGCGUGUAACGGACCGCUCAACAGCGCCACCUUCAUCCUGCCGCACAGACCCACCAAUGAUGAGAGCUGCAACGUACGGAUGAGCUCAGAGGAGGAGUCUCGUUGGGUGGAGAGCCUGAUGAAGAUGCACACAGCUCGGGUCAGAGACGUGGAGCUCCUGACAGGCCUGGACCUGUACCGCAGGACCAGCCGCAGCUACGCUGAAAUCCUCUCGCUCAAGACCUACAUGCACACCUACGAGAGCGAGAUCUGAGUUCUGCUAAUGUUCCUGACGUUAUCUUCUGCCGUGGUGGAUCCAUGUGGUACCAGGAGGAGCUGCAGUCAUCUCACCCCACCAGCUGCUCUGCAGCAUCUAUGCUGUGGCCCUUUCACUGACUCCUUCAUGUGCUUUCAUCUCAGUAACUGUUAUUUUGCAUACAUUUUGAACACCACUCAGCUAAGAGGCCACUCGAGUUUAAUAUUUAGCUUUUCAAAAGGCAGAGAUCGAUAUCCAUUCGCAGAAAUGCUGCUGCACAAUGACACUCAUUUCAUCCAACCAUGACUGUACCCACCUAUGUGUCAGAGGCUGUGACUGGAAAUGAGUCACAGCAUCACUAAAUAUGUCUCGAGAUACUCGAGUAGAGUUACACCAUAACAAACAGAUCGGUGUAGAGACAGAUUCUGACCAAUCAGAUAACAGCUUUUAUUUUUCUUUGAAUAUAAGUAAGAUGUUCUCCUAUGUGUGUGUGGCUGUAUGACAUGCCAAGAGAAACACAAACUUUCUCACUUCCCUUCAUCUUUAAGCAACCACUAUUUUUGGAUACACUCAAUGAAAUCAGUUUUCAAAAGUCUAUAAAAGGCCAUUGUGGAUUUGGUUACAUUGGUUACGUCCUCACGUUUGUGUAUUGUCAGGUACACAAUGAUCUACAUGUUGCACCAGUGCACAAUCAGAUCAGUUGUUUAAGUGUUUCACCAGCCUGGAGGCUGUUAGGAGGCUAAAUAAAGAAAUGAUGUUUUUGCACGUGGAGGUGCCUGAAACAGCACGGUGUCAAGAAUCCACGAUCCUUUUUCAUUCCAUAUUCUGGACAUUGCAGCUUCAACAUGGCUGACAUUCAUCAAUAAGACCUGUUGUCACAUCAUUAAGAAACCUGCUGUAAGUCAGCUUCUCAGAGCACUGCGUUUCUCUUGACAUCAUGAUGUUUUUCAUGGUUAUGAAGAAACAAAGGAGGUUUGUAUUUUCACUGUUUCCUCUCUUCCUCGUUGAUCUCCUUGGUCAGAGUGUGGGCAGUUUUCCUGUGAAUGCACAAGCAUUAAAGCAAGAAAGUUUAUUUGCCGUGGAAUUUCAUCUUCUGUCCAAUUCAGUCAACUUUCCAAGUCAAGUGAAAAUUAAUUCAAAUGGAAAGCAAAGUGACCGUGAGGCUGUGGGAUUACACUAGGCCCAUCCAUAAACGCUUUUACAAAUCUGGGACUGCAGAUGUAGAGAGCUAGAAUCCACGUUACAGAGAAGCGACGUUUGAAUGAUGUCAAGGAAAAGCGCCUUGCACCACAGAGCCCCAGAGAAAUCAGCAGUAAGGACUGUAAAACCAAAGCUGUCUUGUGUACGACGCAUUCAAAUCAAAUCAAAUCACUUUUAUUGUCACAUCACAUGUGCAGGCACACUGGCACAGCACAUGCGAGUGAAAUUCUUGUGUGCGAGCCCCACAAGCAAC